AGGAUAUUAUGUACAUUUUAGAUUAGCCAGAUUCUGUUGUAAAGCAUUGCAAUUCGGCUGAAUACUGUUAAAUUUAUAUGUAUGUUGUAUACACUUCAACCGAAUAGCCAGAUUCUGCGCCUGAAAUCUACAAAUUAUAUUAAUAUUUCUUAUUAGACUUGUUAAAUACUGCAUUUUCGGAAUAACUGACAAAAGUAUUAGUUAAGUAGUAUCCUGUUCUGCGCUCAAUAUGGAACAAGUGAUAGAUGUCGGUUGCGUUAAGGAGGAGCAAUGUGAGGUAAUGUGCAAUAUGAUAAGAGCACAGGAUUGGCAAUUGGCGAUGAGACACAGGGACUUAGGACUUGUCAAGAUUGAACAGGAAAUGAAUAUUGCGUGGCCAGGGACUAACAAUGCAACUGAAGAGAUUAAAGAGUUAAAUUUGGAGAAGAUAAAAAAAUACAAUAAUAAUGUGAAAUCGCAGUUUACUGUAGCUGCUAUCAAUAAACCUUUCAAGUGUUUACAUUGCGUUAAGGACUUCGCCACCAGCAGCAACUUAAAAGUCCAUCUGACUCGUACUCAUUCUGGAGAUCAAGAACGUCCGUUUGUGUGUCCGAAUUGUCCAAAGUCAUUUGCGACAAAUGAUAAUCUCCAGAAGCAUAUUCGCAGGCAUUCAAAUGAACGAACACUGCAUUGUCCCCACUGCCCAAAAGCUUUUGCUACCAAGGAUAACUUACAGAAACAUAUUCGCAGGCAUUCAAACGAACGGACACUAGUUUGCCCACAUUGCCCGAAAGCAUUUGCCACAAACGACAAUCUUCAAAAGCACAUCCGUCGGCACUCAAGCGAGCGUACCCUGCAAUGCCCACACUGCCCAAAAGCUUUUGCGACCAAUGAUAAUCUCCAUAGGCACAUUCGUGGUCACACAGGUGUACGGCCUUUUAAGUGUCCCUAUUGUCCAAAACCUUUUGCGCAAAAUAGGGAUCUGAAAGCGCAUAUUUUGGAACAUAUAGGUGAAAAGCCCUUUAAAUGUCCACAUUGUCCAAAAGCUUGUGUCCGGAACGAAGGAUUAAAGAAGCAUAUACUGCGACUACAUAAGGAUGUAGAGCCGGAACAUUCGGUAGUGAAUGGUUUUCCAAAACACUGUUGGCAAGCAACAAAGGAAGCUACAUACAUUAAUGAUUCCAGCGGCAGAAUUCUUAUGUGCAAAUAUGAUUUAUUAAAACAUUCGACACUGAUGCCCACAGACGAGGCGUAGUGAUUUGAAUGCUUCAAGCAGAGACUUGGGGCACGGAAUCUUGAUCUCA
Molecule: messenger RNA, 1283 nt
Organism: Drosophila sulfurigaster albostrigata
Lineage: Eukaryota; Metazoa; Arthropoda; Insecta; Diptera; Drosophilidae
Product: zinc finger protein 431-like
Exons: 3
Coding region: 230-1234 (334 amino acids)
Biological process (GO): regulation of transcription by RNA polymerase II
Molecular function (GO): RNA polymerase II cis-regulatory region sequence-specific DNA binding; DNA-binding transcription factor activity
Source: RefSeq, a predicted model, not a curated record